AUGGGUACGACAAAGAUGGUUUCUUUGUUAAAUCAUUCUUUAAAUGUAACUACAAAAGAUGGACGGACUUUUGUAGGGCAAUUAUUAGCUUUUGACGGUCAUAUGAACUUGGUUUUGAGUGACUGUCUGGAAUAUCGUCACAUCCGUAAACAAAAUAACCCUUCAAACUCGGUGUACGAGGAAAAGCGCAUGCUAGGCCUUGUGAUUCUACGCGGUGAGUUUAUUGUCUCGCUCUCUGUUCAAGGACCACCACCAAUGGAUCCAUCAAUGAGAGGUGGUUUGCUUAAUGGUCCUGGUGUUGCUCGUCCUGCUGGGCGAGGAGUACCCCUUGGACAAGCUCCUGUUGGUUUAGCUGGGCCUGUUCGCGGAAUUGGUUUCAGCGCCCCUCCUCCUCCAGCUGGUUUUGGACGAGGUGCUCCUCCCCCAGGUUUUCGUCCUGUAUAG
Messenger RNA from Schizosaccharomyces osmophilus, 444 nucleotides. It is a transcript of the gene smb1, whose product is annotated as Sm snRNP core protein Smb1. Bases 1 to 444 code for a protein of 147 amino acids. Gene Ontology annotation, molecular function: RNA binding. The transcript has 2 exons. The record is from RefSeq and is a predicted model, not a curated record. Gene Ontology annotation, cellular component: U4/U6 x U5 tri-snRNP complex; catalytic step 2 spliceosome; U1 snRNP. Gene Ontology annotation, biological process: mRNA splicing, via spliceosome. NCBI's taxonomy places the organism in Eukaryota, Fungi, Ascomycota, Schizosaccharomycetes, Schizosaccharomycetales, Schizosaccharomycetaceae.